GUGUCUGGGAUUAGAGGAGAAACCAGGCGGUGUGCUCAACUCGUGUCGCCAUGAAGGAAGGAGGCAGGGUCUGUGAUGGGAAGGCCUUCCCACGCUGAGGCCUGGGGUGAGUCCUGGGGUCCUCCUCCCCCACCUGCCCCCUGUCCAUCUGUCAGAUCCCUCCUCUGCCAAGAGCAGCUCUGUGAGGUCCACAGUGAGCACGAAGCACUGAGCACAGGACCACCUUAGUGCGCGCUCACCGUGGGGACUGUCUCCAUCGUUUUUGCUGACUGUCCCCUUUGCUUUCUUGGCAUUUGGCCUCAAGGCCCAAGGCUCUGUCCAGCUGAUUGUGUUUCCUGCUUGGCUGCUGCCUCCCAGGCCCCUGCAUCAUAUGUUUACUGACUCACUCAGAUAUACCCCCUCCAACCCCCACCCUCCACCAAACCACAUCCCUCUUUGAUGUACUGUUUGGAUUUUCCCAUCUUGUUGCUGGAGAGGAUCUGCUACCAGCUGCCUGGUGCCUUCUCCCCCCACCCCAAGAAAACCCCCUGAAAUUGCCUCUCUACCUCCACCCAUUUCAGGGGACCCACCACGUGUCCCCUUGGCUAAAGUCCCAAGGGCCGAGGGACCCCUGCUGCCACGAGUGGGGGCCCCUUGAGGCUGGGUCCUCUUGUUCUGACUGCCUGCCCACCUCAGGAAAAAAGCACCCCACAGACAGGUGGAGAAGGCUAAGGCCAAAGGCAGAGAGGCAGAAGCUCCAGUGGCCUUUUUGCUGAGCCCCCAGCACCCUAGUGUGAGCGGAGAGCCACAGUGGUUCUCAACGUAGGGAUGGGAAGGGUGAGCACACAUCCUGGGCUGCGACUUGUGCAGGGGUGGGGGUGGGGGGUCAUUCCCUGAACCCCUGCCAGCGCCCCCACGGUGACAGCAGCUGGCAAUUUCUAAGGAGCAAGUUGUAGUAUUGACCCAGGCACUUGUUCACAAGGCCUGACCUGGAUUCACGGCCCCCACUUGACAGCUGGAGACCAGAACCACACAGGCAGGCACCAGGCUCAGGACCCGGGCAGGCUGGCCCCGAGCCCAUGCCUCUGACCACUGUGCUGUUGCCUGCAAGUCCCACUACUGAGUCCAUUUCACGGAGGGGAAGACGGAGGCUCAGAGCAGCCAUGUGGGAGGGGAGUGGAGCCAGCGAGGGCCCUUUAGGGCACAGCGACAACUAGACACAGGGACAGACUCAGACUGUCACAGGGAACAUGCGGCCCCAAGGCCAGACACCCCCCCACCCCCGCCCCAGGAAUUAAGGAGACAGAGCACAGAGGAGGGCAGACACAGGGACCCUGAGACCAGGCACCCUUAGCAUGGUUACCUGAGCAUUUAUUUCCGGCCUUCCAACCGCCCCAGAACUAUUUGGGGCAAGAGGAAGAAAAUAGACUGAUUUGCUUCCUCUCAACCCCCUUUCCCCAACGCCCACCCCCUCCAGCCUCAACUAAAUUCUAAGCACCUGACCCUACAACCCAGGAAAGUAGUUUCAUUUCCCCCACUGCAGAUUUCUCAAAGGGAGGGGAGGGCGGGGCUCAGCUCAUUGUUUAAGGACCAAGAAGGGGGCCAGGGCAGACCUUUGGAAGCAACAGGAGAGAGAGGGUGGUACUGCUGUCCACAGAGAGCCAAAGGUAGAGGGGAGGCUGCCAGGAAACUGGGACCCACAGAAAUAGACACAGGGAGACAGGGCAGAGGAGAGGGGAACAGAGAAGAGAAGGACAAGGAGGGCAGGGACGGGGACAGGGGGCAGAUAGGUGAGCACAGAACAGGAGACUGCUAGAAGGGGAAGAUGGAGGCAUGAGGCUCCAGAGAGACGGGUGGCCUUAGGGACGGGGCCUGGGGUGGGACCCAGGCCCCUGUCACAGUGGCCCUUGCUUCCCCUCCAAACUAGACACCAUCUCGCGCGGAGAGUUAUGGCCUCGUCGGCCCGGUACUUGCUUGUCCUGAUCUCCAUCUUCUUCAGCCUGGUGGCCUCCCUGGACUGGAAGACUUCCCAUAGCCAGGAUCCCUUUGAGAAAUGUAUGCAUGAUCCUGACUAUGAGGUGCUGCUCAAGCUUGUGACCUUGGGCCUCAAUCGAACCUCAAAGCCCCAGAGGGUGAUUGUGGUUGGUGCCGGUGUGGCUGGGCUGGUAGCUGCCAAGGUGCUCGGUGAUGCUGGACACAAGGUCACCAUCCUGGAGGCAGACAACAGGAUCGGAGGCCGCAUCCUCACCUACCGGGACCGGAAGACAGGCUGGAUUGGGGAGCUGGGAGCCAUGCGCAUGCCCAGCUCGCACAGGAUCCUCCACGAGCUCUGCAAGAGUCUGGGACUCAACCUGACCAAAUUCACUCAGUAUGAUGAGAACACGUGGGUAGAGGUCAACAACCUGAAGCUGCGCAACUAUGUGGUGGAGAAGAUGCCAGAGAAGCUGGGCUACAAGCUGCGCCCCAGGGAGAAGGGCCACUCGCCCGAAGAAAUCUAUCAGAUGGCUCUCAACCAGGCCCUCAAAGAUCUCAAGAAACUGGGCUGCAGAAAGGCAAUGAAGAAGUUUGAAAGGCACACGCUCCUGGAAUACCUCCUCGGGGAGGGGAACUUGAGCCAGCCGGCCGUUCGGCUCCUGGGAGACGUGAUGGCCAAGGACGGCUUCUUCUAUCUCAGCUUCGCGGAGGCCCUAAGGGCCCACAGCUGCCUCAGCGACCGGCUCCGGUACAGCCGCAUCGUGGGCGGCUGGGACCUGCUGCCGCGCGCGCUGCUGAGCUCGCUGUCGGGGCCAGUGUUGCUGCACGCGCCUGUCGUGGCGAUAACGCAGGGGACGCACAAUGUGCGCGUGCACGUCGCGAGCUCGCGCGGGGCCCGGAGUCUGAAGGCCAUGACCGCCGAUGUGGUGCUGCUCACCGCGAGCGGGCCGGCGCUACAGCGCAUUGCCUUCUCGCCGCCGCUGACGCGCAGCGGGCAGGAGGCGCUGCGCGCGCUGCACUACGUGCCGGCCACCAAGGUGUUCCUGAGCUUCCGCCGGCCCUUUUGGCACGACGAGCACAUCGAGGGCGGCCACUCGAGCACCGCCCGCCCGUCGCGCGUGAUAUUCUACCCGCCGCCGGGAGAGGGCGCGCUGCUUCUGGCUUCGUACACGUGGUCGGACGCGGCCACCGCCUUCGCCGGCCUGAGCCAGGAGGAGGCGAUGCGCGUGGCGCUCGACGACGUGGCGGCGCUGCACGGGACGAUCGUGUACCGGCUCUGGGACGGCAGCGGCACAAUCAAACGCUGGGCCGAGGACCCACACAGCCAGGGCGGCUUCGUGGUGCAGCCGCCGACGCUCUGGCAAGACGGCGGGGACGACGGGCAGGACUACGACUGGUCAGUCCCCUACGGCCGCAUCUACUUCGCCGGUGAGCACACGGCCUACCCGCACGGCUGGGUGGAGACUGCUGUCAAGUCGGCGCUGCGCGCGGCCAUGUUAAUCAACAGCCGCGAAGGGCACAGCCGCGAGGGGCACAGCCGCGAGGGGCACACUCUGGUCAACGAGGAGGGGCUCGUGCGCCAGGUGCCCAGCCGUCCCCGGUGCGAGUUCCAAAAGGCCGGUGCCACCCACGCUCCGGCCCCACAUGGGAUGACUGCUCAGCACACCAAGAGACCCGAGCAUUAAAAAUGUAUUUUCAGAAAAA
Molecule: messenger RNA, 3657 nt
Organism: Prionailurus viverrinus (fishing cat)
Lineage: Eukaryota; Metazoa; Chordata; Mammalia; Carnivora; Felidae
Gene: IL4I1
Product: interleukin 4 induced 1
Exons: 7
Coding region: 1929-3638 (569 amino acids)
Biological process (GO): amino acid catabolic process
Molecular function (GO): polyamine oxidase activity; L-amino-acid oxidase activity
Source: RefSeq, a predicted model, not a curated record